This is a messenger RNA of Scylla paramamosain (green mud crab), 2723 nucleotides long. RefSeq lists its product as uncharacterized. The coding region runs from base 512 to 1030 and encodes 172 amino acids. Lineage: Eukaryota; Metazoa; Arthropoda; Malacostraca; Decapoda; Portunidae. The record is from RefSeq and is a predicted model, not a curated record. The transcript has 5 exons.
UGUUUCCUUGGCCGCACUGCAGCUCCCGUUCCCCGCUGGCAAAGUUUGGCACGCCCCUUCACCUUGUACACAUGGAUGGCUGUCCUUGCCACUUUCGUCUUAGCUGCUAUUGCUCUCUUCGUCAUCACCUUCGUCAGGUUAGUUCUCUCUCUCUCUCUCUCUCUCUCUCUCUCUCUCUCUCUCUCUCUCUCUCUCUCUCUCUCUCUCUCUCUCUCUCCAGCAGCGUGAAGGGCCCACAGGUUGACCACGCGCCUCACAGCCUGUCUUCCAUACUACUAUACACGUGGGGAAUUCACCUGAGGGAACCACAAUUGAGCGUGGUGAAGGGCGCCGGAGUGAGAACAGCGGUGCUUACCGUGUGGGUAUACGCCAUGGUGCUCACAAUCGCUUACAGUACAAAUUUGACGGCGUCUUUAACCGUGGCUAAAGCGCAGCCCGCUGUGAACACCUUCAGGGGUCUGAAGCAGAGUGGGCAGCGGGUGUUUGCCAUGGGGACUUUCUUCAGACUGGAAUGGCGGCCUCUGAGAACCCAGACCUUAAGGUUCUGGCAGAUCGUUUGGAGCCUUACCCUAACCUGCAGUCAGCCUUGCGUCCUGUAGAGGCAAGCAAAGGCGUGUUUAUACAGAGCAGAAAGUACCUUGAGUUUUUAGUGAGUGACAAGUAUUCUCCUCACGGUGUUCCCUCCAUGAGAAUACUUAGGGAAUGUUUUGCCCCGUACAGCAUUGCCGUGUCCCUGGAGAAGAACUCACCUCUUCGUCCCUCCUUUGACGUGGUCCUUAGAAAGGUGUUUGAGGGUGGCCUGGUGCGCCGUUGGUUCCUGGAGGCUUUGAGGCUGGCCAGGCGGGAUAAGGAAGAGGAAAACGGUGAAGAGGAAGAAUUGGAAGAGAAAGAGAAGGAGGAGGGUGGGGUACCUUUCAGUCUAAAUCACUUGCAAGGAGUGUUCCUCAUCCUGGCGCUGGUCUUGCUGGCGGCCUGUCUGGCCUUCCUGACGGAACUGUCGUGUGGCAAGAGGAACAGGAGGAAUGGGUAGUCAGUACUCAGUAGUCACCAAGUAUACAUCAACACAGGCACCAUUCUAAGAUCAUUUUUCCUUCGUACGCACAAUAAAAUCCCCGGAAGCUCAAAAGUAAGGUGUUUUGACUAUGUGUGGAAGAGCAGAAACGGUGAAAUGAAUAGUGAAGUAUAAUUUUGAAAAGUACUCGUAGAGUAGCAAUAAAUUUUCAUUCAAUUUUAAUUAAUUUUAACUGGGACCUCGGAGUAUAAGUCAUUCCUUCACAUCUAUUGCAUUACAUAUCAUUCAUCCAUCUGCAAAAGCUAUAUUUGAACUAUUAUAAUCAAGUUUUUCCUAUUGAUAUAUCCACAUUUUAAAUUAAACCAAAUCACGCCAGAUUUGCAAAGGUAUUACAAUACUUAACCGUUUGGUGAGGAUAAAGAGUUGGUUAGAGGAGAGUGGCAGACCUGUGGCCUGGGUGGGGAGGGGGCCGUAAUGCUCUCCCGCACACUGUUGCUGCCGCUGAUUGGCACUACUUCGAGUGGAUCCAGGUGUGUGUGUGUGUGUGUGUGUAAUGAGGGCAGUUUUCACCAGUGCACGAAAAACAAAAAUAUGUAAAAAAAAAAAAAUCCAAGAUCUGCAUCUUAUUAUUUCCGUCUCUCUCUCUCUCUCUCUCUCUCUCUCUCUCUCUCUCUCUCUCUCUCUCUCUCUCUCUCUCUCUCUCUCUCUUACAAUUAAUAAAAACUACAUCCGAACUUGUACCACGAUCCUUUCCUCUCGAGCGCCACGAGUGUGAAUGAGUACGUUCGUGUGUUGGCUGGGUAUCAAUCCUGGUUAUGGCGCAGGCGUUAACUGGUAGCCUAGUCACGUGGCGUCACGAUCUAUGACGUGAGGUUACCUUCUGCCCAAUAGAACGUGAACAUCGCCUCUUAGCCAAUAAAGAAUCUACACGUGUAUCACCGUGUGGAGGAAGGAACAGGUAACUAGUUUUAUUGUAGCUGGUGCGGGCUUGGCGUCUCUGUGUGCAGGUUGCGAGAUUAAUUAUUGUGAUCUUAUUAUAGUUUCAUUGGAAAGAUGACGUGUCCUUUGAGCUUCUACGUGUUCAAGGUAAAGGAACUGCGUAUCUGGAUACUUAUGACACACAGACGAAUGAAAGGACCAUUCUGAAACGUUUCUGCACCUCAUCCCGACUGCUUCCAAAAUGGUCUAGUUGAAGUUACGCGGGUUUUAAAGUGUUCCAGUGACAGAUUAACAAGAAUUCUACAUUGCAAACAGAGAGAAAAAAAAGACACGCUUGAAAAUCUAGUUGAUAAUCUCUGUGGCCUUUAAAAAAAAAAGAGAGCAAGGUUUUUCAGAAUACAGGUCACGGUUUCACGGGUAAGGAGCACGCAAGGUGUUCUUGACGGCCACACGCUCCAUCUGUCUGCUUGUCUGCCACAAACGGAACACACUGCAAGCGAACAGCAUCCAGUCUUCACUCGGCAGAUAAAUCUUGAACUGAGGGACGAAACUCGAAUACAAAUGUAAUUUCUGUUCAGAUUUAUCGAAUGAGAAAAGGGAGGCAUGAGAGAUGUAGCCUUGGAGAAGCGACUGGCCAGUAUACAGCGUCCGCCCUUAACUCAGAAGGUAACACUUAAAGGGACGAAACUCGAUUCCAAAUAUGUGAUUUUUUCUCAAGUUUAUCCAUUGAUACAAGGAGGAAAGAGAGAUGUAGAAUCAGAGAAGCUACAGA